AUGUUAUAAAAAAGUUAACAGGCAAUAAUAGCAAAAGGAAUUUUACCUAAUACUUAGUAAGAGACGAUUUUGAAGAGAUAUCAGUUGAAUACAUAGAGAGAAGCGUUUAUAAAAGAAUUGAAGCUUUUAUCAAAGUUGAGUAAAAAUGUUUUCUAGACAGUUGAAUCAAUUCCAGAACUCAUUUCAUACAAAACUGAUAAAAUAUUUGCAGAGAUUUUGAUGGCUGAUGCAGGAAUAGAUUUGACUCAAUUGCUCUGCGGCGAAAAUAAUUAGUAGAGUUUCAAUAAGUACCAAAUAGGUCUUCAGGUGGGAUUUUAAGUACUUUGCGCUCUUGAAUAAAUUCACUAGAAUGGAUAUAUUCACUGCGAUAUAAAGCUGGAUAACAUCUGCAGUAAAUCCAAUACAUAGAAUGAAAAUACCAACAUUCCCUGCACAUAAAACAGUCUAACUUACACAUUAAUAGACUUUGGUCUUGCCUCUAAAUUUACUUCUAAGGGAAAACAUCUUAUUCAAGAAAGUAUAGAUUUCUUCAAAGGCAAUAUCCUGUUCGCUUCUGAAAACGCUAUCAAGUUAAAGAGUUAAUCUAGAAAAGAUGACCUUGAGUCACUUAUGUAUUUAGUUACAUUCAUUAUUAAUGAGCUUUCUCUGCCAUGGAUAGAAAAUAUUGACGACGGUUCUUAGAUAGCUGACAUUUUUUAAUUCAUAUUAAAAAGGAGAAUUAGAAAUUUUAACAAAUUUAAUGAAAAGAUUAUGAAGAUGUUGCCAAAUUAACUGAAACAAGCAUUUAAGUACAUUAGAAAUCUGGAGUUUUAGGACACUCCUGAUUACUAAUACUUAAAAUCCUUAUUUUAGUCAUUAAUUUAACCUCAAACAGAAGAAGCAUGCCACCAUAACUGGGAAUAUUAAUAUUUGGAAACAUUCGGGCAAAAUAACUUAACAUGUAACUAGAAAUAUUAAGAAGUCGCAUAAUCGUCACUUAUUAAAGUGAUCACAAUGAACGAAGUACAAAAAGCAUCAAUUCUUAUUUAAUUAGAAAAUAAUGACGAGUCAGAAAUUUAAAAUAUUCUGAAGGAGUAGCUUUUUGAGAUCGAAGAUAGUGACCUGCUUGAUAAUUAGAAUAUAUUAGCAGAUAGAAGUCACUAUCAAGGAACAUUUCAAGAGUAAGAACGAAUCCUUAGUCUUUAGUUUAAGCAGAAUUUUACUCUUGAAUCUAAGAAGUACAGUUCUAUACAAUUAUUGCAAAGAAAUUUUGAAUAAUAAUCUACCAACUCAAAAAUUAUAAUAGAAUCCUUUUUGAGAGAAGAUAAAAGUUUUAACUCUAAUAAACUCGAUAAUCAAGAAAUAGAUGAGGAACUUGAAGAAGACCUCAAUUGUAGUGCAGAUACUGAUGAGAAUUCAAUUAAUAGUGGAUCAUAAUCUCUAUUCGUUUAGGACUUUACCAAUUUGAUCAAUAGAAAUGAUCUCAAGUGUAAAUUAUGA
This is a messenger RNA of Stylonychia lemnae, 1479 nucleotides long. The record is from the annotation of a GenBank genome assembly. Lineage: Eukaryota; Ciliophora; Spirotrichea; Sporadotrichida; Oxytrichidae.